GCAUCGGAUCGUAUUGUCGUAUCCACGAACAUGGCGUUCUUCCUACGACGCCCCUUUGCCGUUCCGACGGCUCUCCGUCAGGUGCCUAAAUCCGCGAACACCGCUCGCUUCAUCCACAACUCUCCGUUCAAGCCCGCUCAACCGAAGCCUAGUUUCGCUUCUUCCUCUAUCUUCGCCAAAUCCAGGCAGACUUUCCAAAAUGCAUUCCGUCGCCCUUACAUGCAGCAAACCGCCAACGCUUCGCAGGGCGACUUGACCCAGAAGCUGAUCUAUGGCGCAGCUAUCGUCGGUGGAACUAUCAUGGCAACGAACUUCAUCUUCAACCGCGAAACUCGGGAAGACGGCGGAAUGCCGCCGUUUGAACGGGCGUAUCUAAAUGAAACCUUUAUGCACACUGGACUUGGUGUCGGGAUUAUUGGUAUUGCUGCUAGAGCUCUGCACACUAGCGGAUGGACUUAUCGCCUCAUGGCCACCAACCCAUGGCUUGUUGCUGGUGUUGGACUGGUGGCUAGCAUGGGAACCAUGUUCGGAACUUACUACACUUCGCCUAACAACUACAUUCAGAAGUACGCUCUCUGGGCUGGUUUCAACGUCACCCAGGCUGCUCUCCUCGCACCCCUGAUGUUCAUGCACCCAGCUAUCCUCGCCCGCGCAGGUCUCUACACUGUUGGCAUGAUGGGUUCGAUCGCUUUCGUUGGCGCCACCGCUAAGCAGGAGAAGUAUCUGUAUCUGGGUGCUCCUCUCCUUGCCGGUGUAACUAUCGUUGCUCUCUCCGGAUUUGCUCCCCUCGUCCUUCCCGCCACCGCCACCCGUGCCCUGAUGUGGUCUGAGAAUAUCUGGCUGUAUGGUGGUCUCGCUGUCUUUGGAGGCUUCACUCUCUACGACGUGCAAAAGGUUCUGCACCACGCCCGUAUGUCUGAGCGCGGACUCCUUCAGAAGGAUGUCGUCAAUGAGUCUAUAAGCCUCGAGCUGGACUUCAUCAACAUCUUCAUCCGUAUGGUGCAGAUCCUGGCCAUGAGAAACAACAACCGAAGGUAAAUUCGAUCUGGAAUUUACUAGGAUUUCUCCCGCAAUUAUUAUAAACGCCCUACUUGGGUCGGAUAUUUGUACUAGUUAUUUGCUCGGGAAUAUGGCGCAUUUGUUCUUUCCAUGUUCAUAUUUUCUCUGAUUGAAUUCUGCUAUUAGCGCAUAUUGUCCGUGCGCCUUUGAGUUGUUGGAUAGCAUCUCCGCUCAAAAUAGUAGGGGAAAAAAGAAUGAAAAAAAUGAGAAAAUAUAUUGUGAUAUAUCUCACUCUUGCGGUCAACUUUAUCGUAGCCUGGAAAAAGCAGAUUGACGCUCAUCAUGACAACUAACACAUUGCAAACGAAAUAAGCCCUAAUAACGCCCAAACCAAUGCCACACCCGUUCCCCCAACCACUACACUGCUACCCACCACCCCUCCUGACUCCUUAUCAUCCCCAGAUUCUGGCGAAUAAGUCUUAUUAACAAAAUCCAUAUAAGUAACCUUCUCCCUCGCAUACCCACAAAGCCCACUCCCUCUCAUUAACGCCUCCGGAAACAACACUCUCGGCUCCCCUUUAUCCAUAUCAAGCCUCAGUUCCCCCAUAUCAUUCACUGUCCAAGUCCGACAACUAAAUACAUCCCUCGCGACAACACUUGGCUGGAAUCCAUUCAUCAUGCGGAUCGUGUAAGCCCCGCUAUUGCUCCCCUGCGUUGAGAGAACCAUGAUAAUCUGCCUGCCCUCACGGCCCUUGCGGAAGGCCAUUUCAGAGGAUCCGCGGUAGACAGGGUAUGUGUUGUAAUUUAUGUAGUAGUCAGGGUCGAUCUGGAUGGCGUGUUUGCGGAUUGUGUUCA
Aspergillus nidulans FGSC A4 is the source of this 1854-nucleotide messenger RNA. RefSeq names its product protein bxiA. Bases 31 to 1038 code for a protein of 335 amino acids. The record is from RefSeq and is a predicted model, not a curated record. Gene Ontology annotation, cellular component: membrane. The transcript is spliced from 2 exons. Lineage: Eukaryota; Fungi; Ascomycota; Eurotiomycetes; Eurotiales; Aspergillaceae.